AUGAAGCCAUGGCUGAAUCAUUUAUCUUCAGCAUUGCGGAGUCACUCAUUGCAAAGCUUGCUUCUUGGGCCUUUGAAGAAGCUUCUGAGGCACUGGGCGUACGAUCAUCUGCGAGAGUUUGAAAAGACUCUCUCAUCAGUCAAGGCUGUGCUGUUGGAUGCUGAGCAAAAGCAGGAGCAGAACCAUGAGCUGCAGGAAUGGCUGAGGCAACUCAAAACUGUCUUCUCUGAUGCAGAAGAUGUGCUCGAUGAAUUAGAGUGCCAAACACUGCGAAAGCAAGUAGUCAAAGCUUAUGGUACCAUCAAAGACAAGGUAAGCCAUUUCUUCCCAAGUUAUAAUCCACUUGUUUUUCGUUCCAAGAUGGCUCAACAAAUCAAAGAUGUCAGCAUGAGGCUGGACAAGGUUGCAGCUGAUAGGCAAAAGUUUGGUCUUCAACCAAUUGAUGUUGAUCAACGUGUUGUGCAUUGGAGAGAAAUGACACACUCCCGUGUGAGCGAUUCAGAUGUCAUAGGAAGGGAACAUGAUAAAGAAAAGAUCAUAGAGCUUUUGAUGCAGCAGAAUCCUAAUGAUGAUGAUACAAGUUUCUGAUGACUUUGAUAUUAAGCAACUCAUUAUCAAAAUCAUCAAUUCUGCCAAUGAUUUUGCUGUCUAUUGAAUCAUCGCUGGCAUAGCUACCUCAUAACUAACAAAUAAAUCAUCGCUGUCUAUUGAAUCAAGCUGUAAUCUGGAGUCUAUCUUUGGAGGGAUGAAGUUCCCUACUCUGAAAACAUUUCGUGUUGUUGACUGUCAAAGUUAGAAGUCCUUGCCACUGGUUGUUAAAAAUCUUCCCGAAUUAGAAACUUUGGUUGUUGGAUUCUGUUUUAAUCUGGACUUGGAACUGUGCAAGGACCACCAUGAAAAACAAAGCGACAAGUUGAAGUUAAAACAUGUUCACCUUUCGGCUUUACCACAGUUGGUGUCCUUGCCCCAAUGGCUUCAAGUAACUAUCAACUCCUUACAGUCCUUGCAUAUUUCAUUUUGCCACAAUCUUGUAAUACUUCCAGAGUGGUUGUCAAAUCUGACUCAUCAUCUGAAAGUACUUUUUAUAUUAAAUUGUCCAAAGCUUCUAUCUCUCCCGGAUAACCUCACCGCACUUGAAAGUUUAACAAUUAAAGAUUGUCCUGAAUUAUGUAGAAAAUAUCAGCGCAAUGUUGGAGAACUUUGGUCCAAUAUAUCACAUAUCAAAGAGGCUAUCAUUGGUGAUCAAAGAGGUUUGGAUAUAAGGGAUGGAAAAGAGAGAAAUGACAGAGACUAUAAUGGGAUGUAUGAUAAACACAUUUCAUUCAUAGUCAAUUAAUUACAGAGGAGAGAAUAUGUAUAGCCAUUCUCUGUGCCUAUAGCUAAGGGUAAGAUUAAAAGGGAAAUCACAGCAAAUACAAUUGGUAAAAAUGCAAUACAGAAAACCAUUGUGUCCUCAAUGAGACAAAACAACAGCUAGCCAAAAGAGCAUCUUAACACACAACUCAGCACUUAUACGACUUGGUGGACGUGUGAAUUUCUGAUUUUGCUAAUAGGUGAACCAGAAGAGCUGGAGGAAGGAAGAAGAGGAAGACGAAGAGGAAUGAAUUAGUUACACAUAUAAGCAUUGAAGCCCCUUAUUCUAUUUAUUUAUUUAUUUGUUCUUGGUGUGUUUUGAUUGUUUUCCUUGUUGAUUCUCUUGAUAUGCUUUGAAUUCUUCCUGAGCAUACCAUUUCACAUCAAAUUGUGCUUAUUGGAUCAUUUGUUUGAUGCAUGUCUCUUUAUAUUCCUUUUAUCUUCUACUUUUUCUUUCGUGAAAACUGAAAAUAAAUUUGAGAUUCUAUGAAAUUAAAGGUGAUUCAAUUUAGAAUCUCCUUGAUAGUUGUGCAAUACAACAAUAUUUUUUUUAUCUGCAAUACUUUUUCUCUCAUUAAUUUGAUGUGCAUAAUGAACUUUGGAAAGCAUGUUUUUUGUCCCCUGAACAGUGUACAUGCAACAACUCACUGAAACUUGUGACUAAAUUUAUAGCUGAUUAUCAUCAUCAACUUGUGACUAAAAGUAUGUAUUU
This is a messenger RNA of Glycine soja, 2065 nucleotides long. RefSeq names its product disease resistance protein RGA2-like. The record is from RefSeq and is a predicted model, not a curated record. The coding region runs from base 1 to 588 and encodes 195 amino acids. The transcript has 2 exons. Lineage: Eukaryota; Viridiplantae; Streptophyta; Magnoliopsida; Fabales; Fabaceae.